This is a messenger RNA of Sycon ciliatum, 980 nucleotides long. RefSeq names its product ubiquitin-fold modifier 1. NCBI's taxonomy places the organism in Eukaryota, Metazoa, Porifera, Calcarea, Leucosolenida, Sycettidae. Gene Ontology annotation, cellular component: cytoplasm; nucleus. The record is from RefSeq and is a predicted model, not a curated record. The transcript has 6 exons. The coding region runs from base 208 to 474 and encodes 88 amino acids. Gene Ontology annotation, biological process: protein K69-linked ufmylation.
GAUUGAUUUUCAAAGAAAGAAAGAAAGUCAUCUCGAGAGAUGAAGAAGCUGCUGAUACACGUACUCGUGCCAGUUUCUUUUCGGUGAAGAUUUUAGUUUUUCUCCAAGCUUGCUGUUUCAGCAAUCACAUAGCUAGAACUCCUUGAAGAAUAAGGAUCAGUGCGAUCUCUGUUGUUCGACUGGCGUCUUCCACCUUAGUUCGCCAACAUGUCGAAGGUAUCCUUCAAAAUCACGCUCACGUCAGAUCCAAAGCUGCCUUUCAAAGUACUCAGCGUGCCGGAGCCGACUCCCUUCACGGCCGUACUGAGAUACGCGGCAGAGGAGUUCAAAGUGCCGCCAGCAACCAGUGCUAUCAUUACUAACGAUGGAAUUGGUAUCAACCCACAGCAAACAGCCGGCAACGUAUUUCUUAAGCAUGGAUCCGAGCUGAGAUUAAUACCCCGGGAUCGCGUUGGCCACGCAGCAUCAGCAUAGACUCCAAACCGUACAUGCACACGUAACACAUACGCACGACAUGCACUGCACCACUUUAGCUGCCACCAUAAUUAUAUAUUUUUCAAUACUUUCCGUUCUCAUCUAAAAAGGUAUUGGCUGUGAUAAUAUAUAAUUGCUGCUGCUGCCGCUGCUAGGAGCAUUGUCAUGAUUAAAUCAAGCGUCGAGACAUUAGUGAUUUUUCUCAGCUACUACGACAAAAUACAGUGUUGCUCAAUGAAAUCCAAUGCCGUGAAAAAGUGCACAGCACGGGGCCCGGAGCUGCGAGGCGUUCGGAGCGCUCCGACGGAUUCCAUUGGGCAGCACUGUAGCUCCACAUUCCGAGCACAUCUGCGCAUGUGCCCGCCGUGCUUGGCAACUUGAUUCGCAUGCCGCGUCAUGCUGUGUACAGUCAACUCUUGUUUUCCGGUUUGAGAGUGUGUCCCCAUAUGGCUGUUUUUCUUCUGUUCAAAUUGUAAAUGGAAAGUGUUCAAGUCUCCUAAAGAUCA